CUCCACGUCACAACUCUAGAAUCAAGAAACGAAGAGAGUUCAUCAACUAUCAUGCUUAUUCUCACUGGAGGUGACUAUAACUGCACUCAUCCGAUCCACUCUGAAGCCCACCAUCCCUAAACGAGCCUUUAUAUAUAACCUCCCACCUUCCCUCCCUUUUCCGAUCGCCCCAAAUCCAAUCCACAACCUACCCUGGUCCUGGCCCUAAAUCUCUUAUGGCCGUUGUUCGACAGAGAAGGGUUAACCUGACCCUCGAGCUCCCCCUCCCGGACUCCGCCUCCGCCGCCAGCGACUGCCGCCUCCGUUUCCCCCUCCCCCUCCCCCCGGCCGCCGCCUCCACCUCCACCUCCGAGCACCGCCUCUCCGACUUCGAGAAGCUGCAGGUGCUUGGCCACGGCAACGGCGGCACCGUCUACAAGGUCCGCCACCGCCGAACGGCGGCGGCGUACGCCCUGAAGGUCCUCCAUACCGACGCCGACGCCUCCCUCCGCCGCCAGGUCUCCCGCGAGGUCGAGAUCCUCCGGCGCACCGACUCCCCCUUCGUCGUCCGCUGCCACGGUGUCCUUCCCACCCCCUCCGGCGACGUGGCCGUCCUCCUCGAGCAUAUGGACGCCGGCUCCCUCGAUUCCCUCCUCCGCCGCCGCGGGAACCGGCCCUUCCCCGAGCUCGCCCUAGCCGAGAUCUCCCGCCAGGCGCUCCACGGCCUCGCCUACCUCCACUCCCACCAGAUCGUCCACCGCGACCUCAAGCCCUCCAACCUCCUCGUGAACGGCUCCGGCGACAUCAAGAUCGCCGACUUCGGGGUGGGCAAGAUCCUCCGGCGGUCGCUGGACCCGUGCAUGUCCUACGUGGGGACGUGCGCGUAUAUGAGCCCGGAGCGUUUCGAUCCGGAGUCAUACGGGGGGGACUACGACCCCUACGCGGCGGAUGUGUGGAGCCUGGGAUUGGCGGUGCUGGAGCUGUAUCUGGGGCACUUCCCGCUACUUCCGGCGGGGCAGCGGCCGGACUGGGCGGCGCUGAUGUGGGCGAUCUGCUUCGGGGAGCCACCGGCGCCGCCGCCGGAGGGGAAAGCGUCGGAGGAGUUCCGGGGGUUCAUUGGGUGCUGCCUCCAGAAGGAGUCCGGGAAGCGGUGGUCGGUGGCUGAGCUCCUCGGCCACCCCUUCGUCGCUGGCCGGGACCCGGUCCGAGUCGGCCCGGGCGCUCAGGGAACUGCUCGCCGACGGCUGAGUUGUGAACCCGCCUCGCCCGAGGCAGAGUUCUUGGCUUCCAAGCGGCAAAACUUUUUUUAUCUAGUGUACAUAGUUGGCUCCACGUGGAGAGUUGGCUUCCAAGAGGCAAACUUUUUUAUUGGUUUAUUUUAAUUAAUUAAUUAAUUUU
This is a messenger RNA of Phoenix dactylifera (date palm), 1377 nucleotides long. RefSeq names its product mitogen-activated protein kinase kinase 9-like. The record is from RefSeq and is a predicted model, not a curated record. Gene Ontology annotation, biological process: protein phosphorylation. Gene Ontology annotation, cellular component: cytoplasm. Lineage: Eukaryota; Viridiplantae; Streptophyta; Magnoliopsida; Arecales; Arecaceae. Gene Ontology annotation, molecular function: ATP binding; protein serine/threonine kinase activity.